ACCGCGUAAACAGUGGACCUGGUGCAGCCCGGGUCGGCCUCUGAGCGCAGCCGGCGACUGUGUUUGCGGUGGGUGGAGGUGGUCGCCCGAGCCCGUCGGCGAUUUUCGGCUACCAAGAUGGCUUCCAAAAGGCGAACCUUGAGCUUUAGCGAAAGGCAUCAGAAAUUAGUAGAUGAAAACUACCGUAAAAAAUUGCAUGUCCAAGCACUCCAAGAAAUAGAGGCUCAGAUCAGGAACCAAAUGGUCAGGAACGAGAAUGACAACCGGGCAGAGCAGAAGAGAUUCCUCAGACUAUUACAGGAUGAACAGUUUGAGUUGGAUAUGGAAGAGGCCAUCCAAAAGGCAGAAGAAAACAAGAGAUUGAGGAAACUCCAGCUUGAACAAGAAGAAAAGUUGGCUACAGAAUUGGCAAAACUAAAACAUGAAAGUCUAAAGGAUGAAAAGAUGAGGCAACAAGUAAGAGAAAACAGUAUUGAGCUCAGAGAACUGGAGAAGAAAUUAAAAGCAGCUUAUAUGAAUAAAGAAAGGGCAGCUCAGAUUGCUGAAAAGGAUGCCAUUAAAUAUGAGCAAAUGAAACGUGAUGCUGAAAUAGCCAAAACUAUGAUGGAAGAACACGAGAGGGCAAUCAAGGAGGAGAAUGCUGCGGAAGACAGACGAAAUAAAAUGAAAGCGCAGUACUACCUGGACUUAGAGAAACAACUUGAAGAACAAGAAAUAAAGAAGCAGGAAGCUUAUGAGCAGUUGCUGAAAGAGAAACUCAUGAUUGAUGAGAUUGUUAGGAAAAUCUAUGAAGAAGACCAAUUGGAAAGACAACAAAAGUUAGAAAAAAUGACUACAAUUCAAAAGUAUAUGGAGGAAUUUCAGAAAGAGCAGGCUCUCUGGAGAAGAAAGAAAUGUGAGGAGAUGGAGGAAGAAAACAGAAAAAUCAUGGAGUUUGCCAACAUGCAGCAGCAAAGAGAAGAAGCUCGGAUGGCGAAAGUUCAAGAAAAUGAGGAGAAAAGGCUACAGCUUCAGAAUGCGCUGUCUCAGAAGUUGGAAGAAAAGCUGCGGCAACGUGAAGAUUUGGAACAAGUGCGGCAAGAAUUAUACCAGGAAGAACAAGCUGAAAUGAUUAAGAAAAAACUAAAAGAAGAAGCAGAAGAGAAAUUGAGAAAGCAAAAGGAGAUGAAGCAAGAUUUUGAAGAACAGAUGGCCUUGAAGGAACUGGUUCUGCAGGCUGCAAAAGAGGAAGAGGAGCUCUUUAGGAAAACUAUGCUAGCUAAACUUGCAGAGGAUGAUCGAAUAGAAUUAAUGAAUGCGCAGAAACAAAGAAUGAAGCAACUGGAACACAGAAGGGCUGUGGAAAAACUCAUAGAGGAACGUCGCAACCAGUUCCUUGCAGACAAACAACGUGAACUGGAAGAAUGGCAAUUGCAACAAAGAAGACAAGGAUGCAUUAAUGCAGUCAUCGAAGAAGAAAGGCUAAAACUUCUCAAAGAACAUGCUACAAAAUUAUUAGGAUAUCUCCCUAAAGGGAUAUUUAAAAAAGAGGAUGACAUUGAUAUGCUUGGUGAAGAGUUUAAGAAAGCAUAUCAGAAAAGAAGUACAACUUGUGAAGACAAGUGAUAACAUCAAGAUUUGGUAACCCUGGGUUCUUUUGUAUGUUGCCACUAGAUGUCAGUGUAACUUUGAUUUUACAGUUCAGUGACACUACAGAUCGUUUAUGCGGAUCUUCUAAAACAUUUACUUAUUUCAUAACUUAUAAACAGCUACCAGGAGUAUUAAGUAUAUUAGCUACUUUUAGUCAAACAUUUUUAUACUGAUAAUCUGAGUAUCUGAAUUCUAUACCACUUUAUAACAUUCCAUGUUUUCUGCUUAUAUUUACUUCUGAACUGUUGCCUUCUGCCUUUGUAUUUAGGAACUUUCCUUCCUUGUUUGGCCAGGGAAAGAAAUAUUUAGAAUUUGAUUUUAAAGCAUAUUUUUGAAUCUACUUUAAGGAAGGAGAAAAGAUUUCAGACUGUCAAAGUGCUUUAUGACCUAAUGUGCCUAAC
Messenger RNA from Lepus europaeus (European hare), 2030 nucleotides. RefSeq names its product meiosis specific nuclear structural 1 (gene MNS1). Gene Ontology annotation, cellular component: motile cilium. The transcript is spliced from 10 exons. The coding region runs from base 118 to 1605 and encodes 495 amino acids. Gene Ontology annotation, biological process: cilium organization. The record is from RefSeq and is a predicted model, not a curated record. NCBI's taxonomy places the organism in Eukaryota, Metazoa, Chordata, Mammalia, Lagomorpha, Leporidae.